CGGUGGGUCAGAAUGUACCUUGUACAAUUACAUCAAACGAACGUGACAUGAGGUAGAGAAACUAGGAUCACAUAACGGAUAUUAAUAUAAACAUCUACAAAUAAAAUUUUCGAAUGAAAAGAAUUAAGAUGGCUGAUUUCGGUAUAACACACAUAUUUAUUGCAGCGAUGUCAGUUUACAUAAUCUUUUAUAUGCACUCUACGUCAGAAUUGCUUGUAGUGAAUACAGUGAACAGUUCAUACGACUACAUUAUUGUUGGGGCUGGUACAGCUGGAUCCGUGAUUGCAGCAAGAAUGUCCGAAGAUCCAAAUGUCAGUGUACUUCUAAUUGAAGCCGGGGGCGAAGAAACAGAAAAUUUAACAUACUAUAAUACUCCACUUUUCGCACAAUUUUUACAGAAUUCCAAGUCUGACUGGGCUUAUUAUACAACACCACAAACCAACUCUGGAAUGUCUAGCUUUCGUGGCAACAACAUACAUUAUUGGCCGCGUGGAAAAGUUCUAGGAGGAACAAGCAUGUACAACCAUAUGCAGUAUGUUAGAGGAAGCAAAUAUGACUAUGAUGAAUGGGCAGAAAAUGGCUGCGAAGGAUGGAGUUAUGACGAGGUCCUACCGUACUUUUUGAAAUCUGAAGACUUUUUAGGGCAAGAACUGAAGACCUCGAAAUACCAUAAUGUAGGCGGACCUAUGGGUGUGACUUUUGACACCGUGUUUGCAGUUUUUAGCCAAAGGUUUGUAAAUGCAGGUAUAGAAUUGGGUUAUAAUGAAACAAAGGAUUUUAAUGGUGAGAAUCAACUUGGUUUUGGAAUAAGUCAGGUAACCGUUAGAAAUGGAAUAAGAGCAAGUACGGCGAGGGAAUUCUUGCGCCCAGCUAUGAGACGAAAUAACUUACAUGUUGUCGUAAACGCCCAUGUUACUAAAAUAAACACCGAACGAAAAUCCGCUACAGGUGUCACAUUCAUAAAACAAGGGAAAAAGAUAAUCGUACGGGCAAGAAAGGAAGUAAUUCUAUCGGCUGGGGCAAUUGGUUCACCUCAAAUUCUUAUGCUGUCAGGAAUAGGACCUAGAGCUCAUCUUGAAGAAAUGAACAUAAGCAUAGUCAAAGAUCUUCCUGUUGGUAAAAACCUGCAAGACCAUCUCGUCGUGUUAUAUCCGUCGGAUGUCACUAAACCAGAAGAAAUAUUAAGUAAGUCCCAAGCAGAAGGAUGGCUAUCAAACGUAGAAUAUUCAUUGUUUAAUUCUGGUGUUUUAUCGUCUACAGGAGCUGUUGGAACUGCGUUUGUAAAGACGGACGGACAGAUGGAACUAUAUCCUGAUAUUCAAUUUCAUGCUGGGGUCACGCAACCUAAUUUAGAUACUUUAAAAUUGAACCAGACAUUUCUUGGUAAUGUGUAUAAUAAAGGGUUUACAGAAGGCUUAGUCUUGUUUCCAAUGUUGCUACAUCCCAAAAGCCGAGGUGAAAUUACACUGAAGAGCUCCGAUCCAUUUGAUUAUCCGGAAAUUAAUCCCAAUUACUUAGACCAUCCUCAGGACAUAGAGGUGCUAAGGAAAGCUCUAAAGAUAUCUGAAAACUUACUCGACACAGAAAGUUUUAAACAAAUUGGAACGAAUUCGAACAUAUUUAAGAAUGCCGACUUCUGUUCAAUGCAUGAAUACAGGUCAGAAAGUUUUUAUGAGUGUUUAAUCAGGGCUUUAGCUCAUACUGUUUAUCACCCAACAUCAACAUGUAAAAUGGGACCUGAUACUGAUCCUGAAGCUGUCGUUGACCCGACAUUAAAAGUUAAAGGAAUAAAAGGACUUCGCGUUGUAGAUGCCUCGAUUAUGCCAAAUAUUGUCUCUGGAAAUACAAACGCGCCAGUAAUCAUGAUCGCAGAGAAAGCUGCUGAUAUUAUUCGCGCUACAUAACAUCCUUAUUAAUAUAUAUAUUAAGUAAUAACCACUUUGUACAUACGUGAAGAGUUCAGAUCUUUGUGAACAACUUUAACUGCUUUUUUGUUACUAUGUGACAGUUAUUGAAUUUUAAGAUGAUUUGAAGAUUUUAUAAAACAGUUUCUACUUUUUAUCAACAACUCCUUAUAAAAAACUGAAUAUCU
Messenger RNA from Ruditapes philippinarum (Manila clam), 2092 nucleotides. Its product is annotated as glucose dehydrogenase [FAD, quinone]-like. The record is from RefSeq and is a predicted model, not a curated record. Gene Ontology annotation, molecular function: oxidoreductase activity, acting on CH-OH group of donors; flavin adenine dinucleotide binding. The transcript has a single exon. The coding region runs from base 114 to 1904 and encodes 596 amino acids. NCBI's taxonomy places the organism in Eukaryota, Metazoa, Mollusca, Bivalvia, Venerida, Veneridae.